This is a messenger RNA of Colletotrichum destructivum, 558 nucleotides long. RefSeq lists its product as uncharacterized. The record is from RefSeq and is a predicted model, not a curated record. NCBI's taxonomy places the organism in Eukaryota, Fungi, Ascomycota, Sordariomycetes, Glomerellales, Glomerellaceae. The coding region runs from base 1 to 558 and encodes 185 amino acids. The transcript has a single exon.
AUGGCCAGUCUAAUGCCAGCUACGAAGUCACCGCAUGCAUUGCAUUCCAGAAGCACGAAUAAACCAGAGGCGACGUCCGAGCAUUUGGCUUUCUAUCGCCUACUUCUAUCAGCCAUGGAAGGGUCUCAAACGAGCAUGUAUGGCGACAAUGCUCCUUGCUUGCUCAGGUCUACGCUGUCUUUACUGUUUGGCAAGACUUACUCUCAGUGGAUUUUCGCGUUCACUAAUGUUCAACGAAAAGCGUUGGGUUUUUUCUUUCUUCUUCUUCUUCUUCUUCUUCUCCCUCCUGCGGCAAGAAACGAUAGGCCAUGCAGAUAUUUAGCCACUCCGAUCAACGGCUCAUGGGUGAAAUCUACAAGUAAACAACUCGGAGCUCAGUGGCUACAACGAGUCAUGGCCCGGCGUGUGGACAACCUGCGAUUCCGGCUGAUUGCGGGACAAAAUUACUCCUCAUCAACGCUCCCGCGGUCUGCACUGCACGCCUCAAGACCGAGCCGAAGGACCUCCGCCGUCGAGGCAUGCGACACGGUUGUGGACGAGGGGUACCUCCAUCAAUAA